GGACGACAGCGCGCUUCGGCUGUGUGGGCAGCGAAGGCAGGACGCACCACGCACCGCACACUCUGAGAAGUCACCAACCGCCCGUACCGCUCCUGACGUGCGCACCCUACGCCCCCCGCCCGUCUCGCGCGGGCUCCUCCGAGAUUGACGUCAAGGCGGUCCAGGAGCAUGCGCACGCGGCUCUCAGCCCGCAGGGUCCCGAGCGCGCAGAGAGCGCGCGCUUUCGGGAAUCUUCGGUGCGCUACGUUUUCUCCCCCGCUGUCUGGGUUGGUGGCUCGAACUGAGGAGCGCGAGCCUGUCACUCCUGCCCUGGUCUCUGUAGCGCCUGGCGAGAGCCAGUGGCUUUGACGACCCACGGCGGGGUGUGUUCCCUACUGGCCGCAGCUGUCCCAGGGUCUGUUCUGGAAGAGGCCUGAGAGCGGGGUUGCCUGGGUCGUGGGAGCCCCUCACCUCUCGCGUCAUGGUGAAGAAGAACAGUAUCCCCAACGGUUGGAGGACUGUGACACCAAUUGGACAUCCUCUACCUGGAACCCGAUUUAUUGCUUUUAAAGUUCCUUUAAAGGGAGCAGUUAAUCAGAGACUUACUCCAACCCAGAAGUUCACACCAAAAGACUUGAUUAGUGCAGUAAAAGCACUAAAUGUGGAGCUUGGAUUAAUUAUCGAUUUAACAUAUACCACAAGAUAUUAUGAAGUUAAGGAUUUACCUAAAAGUAUUCAUUAUAAAAAACUUUACACUGUUGGCCUUGAAGUUCCUAAUAAUGCUACUAUUCUGCAGUUCAAAAAGUGGGUCAGAAAGUUCCUGUGGGAAAAUGCAAAAAAUGAUAAACUCAUUGGAGUUCAUUGUACUAAUGGAAUCAACAGAACAGGAUACCUUAUAUGUAGGUAUCUUAUUGAUGUUGAAGGCUGGGAUCCAGAUACAGCAAUUCAAGCUUUUGGUGAGGCCCGUGGUCAUCGAAUAGAUGGAUUUGUAUAUUUAAAGGAUCUCAAAACUCAACCCACAAGAAGUAACCUUGGAAUGGAUGUCUGGGAUUCUAAUGAAGAUACAACCCCCCCAUCUAAUUCUAUGGAAGAAUCUAGGGAUUGCCCCCCAAAUGAAGACUUUUAUGGGUCUGGGAAAAGGUCAAGGCUUCUUAAUGAUCUACACCCUCGAGAUGAUAUACAGAUAAUGGAUUAUGUUUAUGUCAACGGUAGACCUUCCCAGAGGCGUGGGGAUUUUUUUAAACACCAGUGUAAUGAUAGCAUGCCAGAAGAAAGACAUCUGAGAAAUUGGCAUUUUGGUAACAAAGGUCCAGGACCAAAAUGUUCAUUUAUUGCUGAUCACUGGUGUUAUGAUGUCUCCCAAGAGGAAAUAGAUUUCAAUAACAGGAUUGAGAGAACCUUCUCUCAUCAACCUGGGAGAAGACGAGAACCAUUUCAUGAUCACAAGCCUCACAGUGACUUCUGUGAACCAGAUGCUGGAGAUGAUUUUGAUUUUGUUAGCAAAGUUUGUGGACAAAGGAGACAUUCUGUUCAGAACCAGCAAGGCUUCAGUAAUUUGUGGGAACAAUUUCCAACCAAAGACUUAGGUUUUAUUAACGUAAGUCAGGGACUAAAGCGACGACUGCACCAUAACUACCAUGAGUACCCACCUCAUGGUGAUUUUCAGAACCAGUUACCUGUACAAAGUCUUAAUUACCUCAAUAGACGUGGCUUUGAAAGGCAAAAACCUUUCCGCCAGCACUAUUCUCAUGAUGAAAUGAAUUUGGAAGAUUUAGAGUAUACUGAUGAAGUUUCAGAGCACACCCUGGGACCUUUCCAUGAGUAUUCCAACAGUGAUUUUUCAGAGAAAAUGCCAUUGAAAAAAUGUGUUAACAAAGAUUAUGGAGAAAGACUACCACACUUUCCAAAGUUUCAAAAACAAAUGCAAUUAAGAAAUUUUUAUCUCAACAAUGGAACUGGACAAAAGCAUGUGUCUUACCUUGACCACCUACCUAGUAAUCCACAAGAGCAGAUUCUAUUGGAAGACUUGGACUUUGAACAGGAAACAUCCUUACAAAGAAUAAGAUCUUUUCAGGACCACCAACUUCCUAAUAACAUAAAUCCUGAUUGGUAUUUAGAUAAGAACCUUGGCCGUAAUGAUUGUGGGACCAGAAGUCAGAGAUUUAGUCAUCCAGAAGAUAGUCGAAGAAUAUAUCCUUCAAAUGGAUUCAAUUGCAGGAGACACAGCAGAUUCACAACAUAUCCUUCACGAGGACUUCCAUCUUCAUGGGUAUUCCAAGAAGAUUAUUCAGUUGAUCAUUGCAAAAGUAGAAAUACACGAGAUAUGGAACAGCACAAAAGGUCAUAUUUUUAAGCUACGGAUAAUAAUUAUGAAAUGCCUAUAGAUUGCAGGGCUGAAGGAAAAGAGCAUUAUGAUGUACUCUCGGGAAAAAAAAAAGGCUGAAUAGUUCACUCUAAAAACUGCCCACCAUUUACUUAUAUUUGUCCCUUUUUUAUUGUUACUGGGCCAAAAAUCAUUUCAUAUUAGAAAGUAAAAUAUGUUGAAAGACAACUUGUAUUAUUACAAAAUUAGCCAUCUACUGCUUUCAAUUUUUGUAAGAGUAUUUACAAAUGUAAAUAUUUAUAACCAACAAUGUAGAAUACAUAUAAUUGUUGCUCUUUCAAAACUGUAAAUCUAUUUGACUUUUUGAGGCUCUAUUUUUAGUUACAUAUGCUAAUGAUUGCACUUCUGGUUACAAACAUUGUAAAAAAUAAAUAAUUUCAUUAUGAUUCAUUUAUUCAUCUUAUAAAUAAUUAUUGUGUGCAUAUAGCAAGAGAUUAUUGUUUCCAACCAGCUGGUUAAACUACAAAAUCAUAAUAUUUUAAAACCUAUCAGAACUAAAUUCCUGAAAGUCACUAGGUUUUCUAUCCCUGGUAGAGUGACAGGACGAGGAAAAAAAAUCCAUCAUACAGAAAUAAGAAACCAGCUGAACCUUAAAGAAUUUUUAAGGGUUGCAAGUGGCUUGAAUUACAGAUCACCUACCAGCUCUCUCCCACUGGCUUCUAUCAAGAAGGCUAGGGGCGGGGCAGAAGAGCUGGGAAAAAAUCUCUUUGAAGCACCCUAGAUCUUCACUGAGUGUAAGACAGUGGCUCCCCAAAGGCAGAGGGCGGGGGAGACUGAAAUCUUCUGAGGCACAAAACUGACAAAAGAAACACUUAAGGAUUGUUGUAAAAAAGGAAGAUUAAGCUUGAGCUGGCCUAUUGUGGAACGGGCUGCCAGGUGAAGUACAGCAGUCAGGUACUAGAUGACCACCUACCUGAGAGCCAGUAGAAGGAACUCCAUGAAUGGUAAAGUAGUCUAGAUCUUAAACACCCAAAGUGUGGUCUCUGGAUAGCAGUACUGGCAUUACUUGGCAGUUUGUUAGAAAUGCAGAACCUCAGCUUCACCCCAGACCUACUGGCUUGUUUUUAUUAAUUAAAAUUAAAUACUUUUUAUUUCAACAGAAUCCCUGGGUGAGUUAUUUACAUAUUAAACUUUGAUAAGCAUGACCUUUUAAGAUGCAUUCUAAUCCUUAAAUUUUACUUCAAUAAUAUGUUUAAUCAAGUGCUGUUUGGUGAACUAUAAAGAAACUAAAUACAUGAUCCAAGAAGGAAAAGUUCAGUUUGGGGAAUCAAGAUGUCACUAGAGAAUCAAGAGUCAAGCUGGUCUUUAAAAGCUGGAGGAAGAAGAAUUGUCAUAUCAAAAGAUAACAAGCAGAAGUAGUGGUAUGGACCAACCUGCUUGGCAGCGGAUGGGGAGAUUAACUAGGACUGCUACCUUAGUUCCUGCUGAAAUACCCCUGAGCCCAACUUUUCAAAAAGAAAUAGGUCAUGUAUGUUGCCUGAAGGAGCUUAACCCAGACACUGAAUAGAAUGGUCUAAGUGCUCUAAUGGAUGCCCAGGCAAAGGGGUUGUGGUAACACAGGGAAGAGGUUUAUUCGGACUUGGAAAUUUGGAGAAGGCUUCGAUGAAGAAGAGGCAUUUGAAGUAAGCUUUGAAGGUAGAUGGAGGGGAGACAAAGGUAUUCCAAGUUGAGCAAAUACCCUGAAUGGUGUUGGGUGAAGAAUCAAUCUACCCUUACUGGAGUGUAAGGAACAUCAGAGGGGUGGAAUGGGAUGUGAACUUGUAGAGAGCUCGUAGUCAUGGAUCAAAAGGCUUGAAUGUCUGUUGGAGGGUUUGAGCUUAUUAUAUAGGCAAUGGAAAGCCACCAAGAAUUUUAAGUGGGGAGCAGUGUGAUUAAACCUGCUUUUUAUAUAGAUUAAUAUAGCAGUGAGGGAUUUCAGACAAGACCAGUAUUUCUGUUAUCAAGUCUUUAUUGGGGUGACAAGAUCAGAAAGGAGAACCAAAAUGAAAAAUGAUACAAAGGCAGAAUGGGCAGGUUCUUUUAAUGAAGCUGAUCCUGAUCUUGGUUACUUGAAGCAUUAGUGGCAUUAAUCAUGGUAAAAUGCACAGAGAGAUUUGGGAGGAAAAGUAAUGUUCAGUUUAGGUCAUCCUAAGUACACACUAUGCCCUGCCUAGUUCCCAAGAUUUUCCUCCUUGUGUUAGAAUUUCAUUAUAAGGAGUGGUGUUGUUUCUUAUGUGACUAUAUUUCACUUUUCAUUGACUAAUCUAUGAUCUCUGAUGAGCUUUGCUAUUCAGCAUACAUGCAAAAAGCACAUAAAAACAAAAAGUCAACUCAGGUGCUGAUGUGGGUGAUAUCAUCAUUGUAUCAUCAAUUUAAAUAUCAAAUUUAAUGCAAUGCAAUAAAUUUAGUAAAUUUAUCAAUUUAAAAAAUAGAGAAGUGCAAAAGGCAUAUCAUUGUUUUUAUCACGUGUACACUUU
Molecule: messenger RNA, 4818 nt
Organism: Manis javanica (Malayan pangolin)
Lineage: Eukaryota; Metazoa; Chordata; Mammalia; Pholidota; Manidae
Biological process (GO): dephosphorylation
Molecular function (GO): polynucleotide 5'-phosphatase activity
Source: RefSeq, a predicted model, not a curated record